GGUCAGGUUUAUUCAGAAGCGUUGAAGUGAGAAAGUGGAAGGUCCAUUAUUGUUCUGUUUUUGACAUUUUUAGGUGAUUUCAGCCUACGUCUGAAUAGCCUGACUACUCGGCGAGGAUGACAGACAGUGAUGACAAGAAGCUUGAUGAAGGCCAAACAGAGCCAGUCUAUGGAGGCUGCGAAGGACCAAACGCAAUGUAUGUGAAGCUGAUUUCCAGUGAUGACCAUGAAUUCAUAAUCAACAGGGACUAUGCCUUGACAUCAGGAACAAUCAAAGCUAUGUUAAGUGGCCCAGGCCAGUUUUCUGAGAAUGAAACCAAUGAGGUCCACUUCAGAGAAAUUCCUUCCCAUGUGCUGGCCAAAGUGUGUACUUAUUUCAUGUACAAAGUACGAUACACCAACAGCAGUACUGAGAUUCCAGAAUUUCCCAUCGCCCCGGAGAUUGCACUGGAGUUGCUGAUGGCUGCAAAUUUCCUGGAUUGUUAAAGGUUUUUUUUUUUUUGCAAAAUAAGCAAUGAUUGACACGCCCAUCAUUAAUUUUGUGAUAAUUUGUUUUUGCUUUUGAAUGUUGUUUCCUUAUCUGUGACAAUAGUCUUCAUUUAACAUCUUUGCUAAAGGCUGCCAGAUUCUCAGUCAUUUUCAGAGAAGUCAAUAUUAAAUAUUUCCUCAAGCAAUAUCAGAAGUACAUGCCAGACAAAAACUUCUGAAUGUUAUACAUUUCACAGCUUAAUACGAAAUAAUGAUCAAUGAAAACUUGCUGACAAAUACACUGCACAUCAUUGUAUCUGAAAGUCAGCUAAAGAGCUUAUUAAAACACUGUGUAUAUUUACUUUCUAGCCCAACAACAAACUAUUUACUAGAAAAGUAGUCUUUCAAAUAGGAAAAACUAAAUUGUUUUUCUUUAAGGGACAUGUGAUAUUAAGAGCAAAAAAGUGUAUAGAAUACAUCAUCAGAAGUUACUGUUUUCAUCUUUUUUUACAGAUUUAGAGUGUGUGUGAUUUUAGUUAAGUGUCAGACGAGUAUAUCAAUAGCUUGUGAAAGAUAUUGCAUUAAUUCGUAUUGAAUGUACUUUUUGUUAACAUCAGACUGGUUUUGUAAGAUUUAUUAAGUACAAGAAAUGGUUUGAAAACAAAAUAAAGGGAUGGAAAGUCUGUUUAAAAAAC
This is a messenger RNA of Orbicella faveolata, 1162 nucleotides long. Its product is annotated as elongin-C-like. Lineage: Eukaryota; Metazoa; Cnidaria; Anthozoa; Scleractinia; Merulinidae. Gene Ontology annotation, biological process: ubiquitin-dependent protein catabolic process. The record is from RefSeq and is a predicted model, not a curated record.